Dalotia coriaria is the source of this 1364-nucleotide messenger RNA. Its product is annotated as phospholipase A1-like. Bases 35 to 1246 code for a protein of 403 amino acids. Gene Ontology annotation, biological process: lipid catabolic process. The transcript is spliced from 5 exons. Gene Ontology annotation, molecular function: lipase activity. The record is from RefSeq and is a predicted model, not a curated record. NCBI's taxonomy places the organism in Eukaryota, Metazoa, Arthropoda, Insecta, Coleoptera, Staphylinidae.
UACGAAUUCAUUAUCGUCACUCGAGUACCGUUCGAUGACACAUCCAAACCGACAAUUUGCAGUUAACGCCUCUUCAGCGACAGUUGCCAACGACUUUUCUACGCACAACGACGCAAUGAAAAACAAAUCAUUGAUUUAUUUAGCCAUUCACGUUAUUCUUCUUGGAAUGGUAACAUGUCAAAUAAUGUCCUUCCUGGCGAAUCCCGCUGCUCUUAUUAAAGAAGAACUUCUGCUACAUAAUGCGAGUUUAGCAAAUCGCACAAUGCGUGAUUGCACAUGGCGACCGGUAGAUAUGAAAACGGUGUGUCCCGAUGAAGAUAUUAAAACUAUCCUCUACACCCCAGAUGGACAGAAGGAAGUUGUUGAUCCAAUGCAGGAUGAUUGGCUGAGGCAAUCUGCGUAUGAUUCUGAUAAGGAGGAUAUUCUGUUGAUACAUGGCUAUGCUGGUGGUGAUGACACUUUACCAAUCGCUGUGCUAAGAGACGCUUAUAUUAAAAAUGGGAGUUAUAAUGUAUGGAUGUUGGAUUGGGGUGCGCUGUGUCAACCGCCAUGUUAUCCCGCUGCUGUACAUAACAUAAAAGCAGUUGCCAAGUGUACUGGUGAUUUAUUAAUGGCUUUGCGUCGUGUUGGGCUGCGUACGGAUAAACUGACCUGUGUGGGUCACUCCUUAGGUGCUCACACAUGUGGUUUGAUUGCCAAACACGUGCAAUUCCGGAUGCACCGUAUUGUAGCAUUGGACCCGGCGCGCCCUUUACUUCCGGCCGCUAGUAGGUUGAGUAGCGGUGACGCGAGUGCUGUACACGCUGUGCAUACCAAUGCUGGUCAUUAUGGAGAAGCAGGCAGGUCUGGACAUGUUGACUUUUGUAUCAAUGGCGGUAGGACGCAGCCAUAUUGUGAAAAUGCUGGAUUUGAUGUUAACUUGUGUAGUCAUGUGUGGGCGAUUUGUUAUAUGGCGGAAAGUCUGCAUCCGUCAUUGGCGCGCCGAGCUGAACCCUGCUCGAGGAGAUGUCCGACGGGACCUCGACCAGGACAUCGAAUUGGGAUUCCAAUUCUUUUAGGGCAAUUCACACCUCUAAAAGUUUCUGGUUCGUACUGCGUUUUCACGCCAGAUCCGCCAUAUUGUCCACAGAAACCGGGUGAUAUUGGUGAUGUGCGUUGUUGUCUUCGGGCACCCGAUUACGAAGUUACCGAGGUGAUAGAUGACGUUUAUGAUAAUAUUACGGUGGCCAACUAUAUAAUAUCAUAAAUAUUUUAUUAUUUUAUGCCGUACUAUUUUAUGUUUAUUUUACAAACUUGUAAAAAAUGUUAAUAGUUAAUGUAAAAUCGCGCAAAUCUUUCAUUAAAUUUAAAAAUUUAAUUUAAAA